GUUAAAGUUGAGUUGAACAACAAUCAACUCUCCGGACAAAUUCCAGAUGCUAUUGGGGAAUUGAAGCACUUGAGCAGCCUCAAGUUGCAAAGCAAUAGCCUCUCCGGUUCCAUUCCGGCAUCCUUGGGCUCCUGCGUUUCUCUCAGCGACGUAAACAUGGCUGACAAUUCACUUUCCGGUGAAAUACGAUCAUCUUUAGGGUCUUUACGGACAUUGAAUUCUUUGAAUUUGUCCGGCAAUAAACUUUCCGGUCAAAUUCCGGAGAGCUUGUCGUAUCUCAGACUAAGCCUUCUUGAUCUUUCCAACAACGAGUUAACCGGUCCCAUACCAAAGUCUCUGUCAAUUGAAGCAUACAGUGGUAGCUUCUCCAACAACCCCGGUCUCUGCAGUGAAAGCGUCAGGUCGUUCCGGCAGUGCCCAACAGAUACCGGUACGUCUAAAGAUGUCCGUACGCUAAUUAUUUGUUUUGCUUUAGGGCCAAUCAUCCUGCUUGUCACGGUCGGAUGUUUCUUGUACUUGAGGAAAACAGAAAAGGAUCAUGAACGUUCCUUAAAGGAAGAAUCUUGGGAUGUGAAAUCCUUCCAUGUUUUGACUUUUAGUGAGGAUGAGAUUCUCGAUUCCAUCAAGCCAGAUAAUCUAAUUGGAAAGGGAGGCUCGGGUAACGUCUACAGAGUUAUGCUUUCUAAUGGUUUAGAACUGGCCGUGAAACACAUAUGGAACACGGAUUCUGGCGACCGGAAAAAGUUCCGGAUCACAACCCCGAUGGUCGGGAAACGAGCCGGGAAGUCAAAGGAGUUUGAUGCAGAGGUACAGACGUUGAGCUCAAUUAGGCAUGUCAAUGUGGUGAAGUUGUACUGCAGCAUUACUAGUGAGGACUCAAGCUUGUUGGUAUAUGAGUACUUGCCUAAUGGUAGCUUAUGGGAUAGGCUUCACAAUUGUAAAGAAUUCGAACUCGAUUGGGAAACAAGGCAUGAGAUCGGGUUAGGAGCGGCAAAGGGACUCGAGUAUCUUCACCAUGGAUGUGAGAGACCGGUGAUUCACCGGGAUGUCAAGUCCAGUAACAUCUUGUUGGAUGAGUUCUUAAAGCCUAGGAUUGCUGAUUUUGGACUUGCCAAGAUUGUUGAGGCCAAUUCUAUUAAGGACUCCACGCAUGUCAUUGCCGGCACCUAUGGUUACAUAGCUCCUGAAUAUGGCUACACAUGCAAAGUGAACGAAAAAAGUGAUGUUUAUAGCUUUGGAGUGGUGUUAAUGGAGCUAGUGAGCGGAAAAAGGCCGAUGGAGCCGGAGUAUGGAGAGGGCAAGGACAUUGUUCAUUGGGUUUGCAGCAAAUUAAAGACCAGAGAGAGCAUACUAAGCAUUGUAGACCCAAAAAUCUCAAGUGCCUAUAAAGAUGAUGCCAUCAAGGUACUCAGAAUUGCAAUUCUGUGCACGGCAAGGCUACCAGAGCUAAGACCCACAAUGAGAAGUGUUGUUCAAAUGUUACAAGAUGCCAAGCCCUGCAAAUUGGUUGGCAUAGUCAUCGGAAAAGAUCCCGAUCCCAUGAGAAAGGAAGCGACGGAUAGCUGGAAGUUUAAUCCAGAGCCAUAGGCCUCUAAAAUUGGCCUUUUGGGCAUGAUCAAUAUUUUUCCAUGGCUUGUAGAAUUGUUGUAACAUAUUAGAGUUGUAAAAUAUUAUGUAGGGGGGAUUCUAUGCCAAUAAUUUCCUUAAGGGGUAAGGAAAGCAUAAGAGAAUGCAAAAGCUCCAAGGAAACGAUGGAUGCUUGCAUCAUGUUUCAGAAGCCAAAUUUAUAAGAGAAAUGCAGACAACAAAGUGUCUUGUAUUGU
Messenger RNA from Rubroshorea leprosula, 1823 nucleotides. The record is from the annotation of a GenBank genome assembly. NCBI's taxonomy places the organism in Eukaryota, Viridiplantae, Streptophyta, Magnoliopsida, Malvales, Dipterocarpaceae.